Messenger RNA from Lethenteron reissneri (Far Eastern brook lamprey), 2427 nucleotides. RefSeq names its product gap junction beta-2 protein-like. NCBI's taxonomy places the organism in Eukaryota, Metazoa, Chordata, Hyperoartia, Petromyzontiformes, Petromyzontidae. Gene Ontology annotation, molecular function: gap junction channel activity. Gene Ontology annotation, biological process: cell-cell signaling. The record is from RefSeq and is a predicted model, not a curated record. Gene Ontology annotation, cellular component: connexin complex.
AUGAACUGGGAUGGCCUCUACGAGGUGCUGAGCGGCGCCAACCGCUACUCCACGUCCAUCGGCCGCGUGUGGCUCUCCGUGCUCUUCAUCUUCCGCAUCAUGGUGCUGGUGGUGGCGGCCGAGAGCGUGUGGGGCGACGAACAGUCCGACUUCGUGUGCAACACGCUGCAGCCGGGCUGCCAGAACGUGUGCUACGACCACUACUUCCCCAUCUCGCAUGUGCGCCUCUGGGCCCUGCAGCUCAUCUUCGUGUCGACGCCGACCCUCCUGGUGGGCAUGCACGUCGCUCACCGCCACCGCAGGGCCAAGCGGCGGCGGGGAAAAAUCUACAACCUGCCGGGCCAGACCGGAGGGCUUCCCCCGGGAGACAGCGUCGAGCACGAGGAAGAGGAGCAGGACGUGGAGCUGCACCGCUCAGAGAUGCCGCCUCCGUCGGGAAGUGCCCCUAGCACCAUCCGCAUGGACGGUGCGCUCCUGUUCACAUACGUGUUCAGCGUGAUCUCGCGGAUUUUCAUCGAGUGCACGUUCCUGUACAUCUUCUACACGCUGCACAGCGGGGUCACCAUGCCACGUCUGCUGAAGUGCGACGCGUCGCCGUGCCCCAACCUGGUGGACUGCUUCGUGUCGCGCCCCACCGAGAAGACCGUCUUCACCAUCUUCAUGCUGGCCGUGUCGGCCGUCUGCCUGCUGCUCAACGUGGCCGAGGUGGCCUACCUGCUAAGCCGCGAGUUCUGUUCGAGGCAAUCGGAAUCGCCUGUAACCAGAAUGAGUGGCGCCUCUUCAUUGACAGCUCAUCCAGGAGCCUCAAAGCCGUGCUGCUCCAUCAUGGUAACAAGUACCCGUCUCUUCCCUUGGCUCACUCGGUGCACCUCAAAGAGGAUUACAACAGCAUCAAGACCUUGCUGGACACUUUGAAGUAUGAUGAAUAUGGCUGGGAGGCCAUCGGAGACUUAAAAAUGGUGGCAUUCCUGAUGGGUCUCCAAGGCGGUUUUACCAAGUUUCCCUGCUAUCUUUGCCAUUGGGACAGCAGGGACACCAAGGCGCACUACCACAGGCGGGACUGGCCACAGCGGACCGAGUUCUCUGUGGGGAGGAACAACGUCAAGUGGGAGCCACUGGUGGAUCCCCGGAAGGUGCUGAUGCCACCACUGCAAAUCAAAUUUGGCCUUACGAAACAAUUGAACAGCGAAGCUCACUAGUCAGGAGAAAGCGGCUUGGAACAACUUUGUCGCAUUGGUUCAUGCCUUCCUGGGCAAUCACAAGGUCGAAAACUACGUGGAGCUGGUUGAGACUCUGGUGAAGAACUACGGCACAAUGGGCUGUAGGAUGUCCCUCAAAGUCCAUAUCCUUGAUGCUCAUCUUGAUAAAUUCAAAGAGAACUUGGGAGCGUACUCGGAGGAGCAAGGCGAGCGCUUCCACAGGGAUAUACUGGACUUUGAACGCAGCUACCAAAGACAGUAUAACGAGAACGUGAUGGGAGACUACAUUUGGGGGCUGAUUCGUGAAAGUGAUUUACAGUAUAAUUGUAAAUCUCGAAAAACUACUCACUUCUAAAUCUUUUGUAGUCAUUUUUGUAUUACUUUAGUAUAAAUACAUGUUAAUUUUGAUGCAUAUGUAUUUUUUCGGACUUUAUGUGAACGAAAAGAGAAAAAUUCGCCCGUUUUCUCAUUGAAAAUAGGUAAAUUUCAAAACAGCACUGUUCUGGUCACAAAAGCAAAGUUUGUGGGGAAUAAUAGCCAUUUUCUGUACUUUUUAGGCAUAAGCAAUUACGAAAUAACACUUACUACCCAGGAACAAAAAUUGUGUUACAUAGUGUAAUCCCUUGAGAUGGAACAUCUUGUUUGCAAGGAUCUCAAGGGUGUCAAUUGACACAUAUACACACAUACGGUGAUGAUGUGUAAAAAAUUGUAAUCUUUACCUUAAACUGCUGGUGGAAAAUACUUCACCACCAUCUUUUGAAAUCCUUUCAACAUUUGCAGACAGAAACGUAUAUGUAUGUGGAAUAGGAUGCUAAAGGUACAGAUACAUACCUUUAUUCAAAGUGAGAAAAAUACAGAUUAUGAUUAUAGUGAAAACAAUAAAAUGUAGAGAUUUGCCUCCAACAAGUGUGCCUCAGAUUUAAUUAAAAAUCAAUAGUACUGCACAGUGAAACUUAAUUGUCUUAUCCGUAACCAUAUUAUCCGAUCUUCCUAUUAUACAGAGCCCCACAUUGUUGCACAAAACACUCCUAUGGUUCGUAUUUAUUCGCCAAACAAAUCAGAAAUGGAUCCUGGGAUGGCAAACCCAUCCCAUGAUCCGUGUUUCUGAUUAAUAUCGCGUAUGAGCCCACGCCAGGUUUCCCCUGUCCACGGGAGUCACAGGCAGAUUGCUGUUCGUUUUAGUGACCGUCUCUGGGCAACGCGCCAAAAGCCCAAAACGCCAAGCGAC